Molecule: messenger RNA, 1381 nt
Organism: Triticum urartu
Lineage: Eukaryota; Viridiplantae; Streptophyta; Magnoliopsida; Poales; Poaceae
Source: RefSeq, a predicted model, not a curated record
GUUUCCUGUGCUACAAGGAAACGGUGCAAAAACCAUGAAGCCGGAAGGAGGAUAAGAAGAGGAGGAAGAGCUUGUCCGUGCAGUCAUCCGUCCAUCGAUGGCAGUGAUGUUUCACACGCGUGUGCGAAUCCCUUUUUCCCAAGCCGCAGAUUUGCAGGCGAUUUCUUGCGCCGUGCACUUCUGCACUCUGCACUCUGCACUCUGCACUGCACCGCUCUCCCAAAGCCGGAAGGCUCGGCCUACUGCAACACACAACCGCCCGCACCGAGCCACUGCGUGCACGACCGUCGUCGUCAGUCACAUGAGGCUGGCUCUGAGAGGAGAGGCCUCGCACCACCACGGGCCACGGCUCCGUCACUUCUCCCCGACCUCCUCUCUUCGUGCUCUCUUGUCAGCCUCCACACACACACGCAUACACACCAGCCCCCCGUCUCUCCUGUCCCCUCGCCGAGGCGCCAUUGCCUUCUCCAGGUCGCCUUUGAGCAGUUCCCCGGCCGGCCUCUUACAAAGCCAGCCAGACAAUGCCGUGCCAUUAUGCAUGCACGACACAACACUAGCUGCCUAGGCCCUCCACUCAGGCAGGCUUCUUGCUUCACUCACUCACUCACUCGUCACUCAUUCACCCACUUCCAGUGAGCCUCCCGCUGCGUUCGUUCUCCAUGGGAAGCGGCACAAAGCAGCUGGUGGCGAGCCUGCUGGGAGCGGUGGGUGGAGGCCAGAGGGGCGCCAAGAAGGAGGGCACGCAGCCGCAGACAGUGGAGCUCAGGGUCCGGAUGGACUGCGAGCGCCAGGUCAAGAAGGCACUCGCCGGCAUGCGAGGUGUGGAACGCGUAGAGGUGAACAGGAAGCAGCAGAGGGUGACUGUCACUGGCACCGUGGACCCCCACAAGGUCCUGCGGAGGGCCCAGUCCACAGCCAAGAAAGCUGAGCUGUGGCCCCGGAAUCAUCAUCAUCCUAGCUUUUUUUUUGAGACAAUCAUCAUCCUAGCUACGACGACCACAGCGCCGCCGUCACGGCCCACUACGGCGCCGUUGGAGCGGCCCAGGCCCGUGACAGGUGGGCCCCGUCACCCUACCGCAGGAACGCGGACUCAGCCGGCGCCGAGCAGAUCGCCAGCCUCUUCAGCGACGAGAACCUUUUUUUUGCGGUUUUUUUUUUGUGCUUUAGCUAGAUAGCCGUAGGAGUAGAAGCUCACUCGGUUCGCUCUUGCCAAUUUACCUUGCCAAGCCUCACAAAACUUGCCGUUUUCGGCAGCUCCCGGGCCUGCCAAACGUUGUUGGCGUGCCAAAAUUUUUGGCUACCAACCAACGAAGCAUGGCCUUGGUAAGAAAGAUCUCCGGUUGGUCUCGUGUCAUGUCGUCACUGCAUCUCUUGCUAGAUU